AUGGUGCUGGUGGAGGUGAACGGCAGGUACUUGUCGCUGCCAAAAUGUGUGGCUAAGCAAGGAGUUGGGCGCUGGAACGCGCAGGCUGGCGUGGGCGAGGUGCUGCGCAUCCUGGAUUGCAGCUGUCAGGCCCGGACCGUUCCGGAAGCUUUGGCAGAGGUUCGUGGCUUUUGCAGUCUUGGGCACCACUUCUGGGCCUACGCCUACCUGCGGAUGCUGCACCACAAGAACCCGACUCUCUACUUUCAGACGCUCUUGGCGGAGCCUGCGUUCCUCAUGCCCAUUGUCUACACCCCAACGGUGGGAGAGGCCUGCCAGAAGUUUGGCACUUUGCCGUUCCUCCCGCGUGGCUGCUACGUGUCUUUGGCAGACCGGGGCAACGUCAAGGCGGUUCUGAAAGAGUACGCGGAUGCCAUGCUGCCCAAAGACUCACUGGGAAACCCGCAGUGCCAGUGCAUCGUGUUCUCGGACGGUGGCCGCAUUCUUGGCCUGGGUGACCUUGGGGCAUGGGGCAUGGGCAUCCCUAUCGGCAAGUUGGACCUGUACACCGUGUGCGGGGGCUUCGACCCGACGAAAACCAUGCCGGUGAUCAUUGAUGCAGGCUGCACGGAUGCCAGCGGCAACUCUGCAAAGCUCACCAUUCGGGAUCACGCCAUGUACACGGGCAUGAAGCAGAACCGCGUGAAACACACCUGCCCACAAGGCACGGAAGUGAACACUGCCUACUACGGUCCAGAAUCCUUCAUCGGUGAGUUCAUGACUGCAGCCAGAGAGCUCUUCGGCAGGAGUUGCCUGCUGCAGUUUGAGGACUUCAACUCCAAUGACGCCUUCCCCCUGUUGGAGGAGUACCGUGGCAAGUUCUUGACCUACAACGAUGACAUCCAGGGCACCGCUUCCGUGGCCAUCGCUGCAGUGCUGGGUGGCAUCAAGCUGCAAAAGCCAGGCUGCACCAACUUGCUCGGGGAACUGCAGGGCAUGCGCGUUCUCUUCCACGGGGCUGGAUCCGCAAACAUUGGCACAGCAGAUCUCAUGGUCAAAGAAGCCGGGGUCCCUCGAAGUGCGGUCAUGUUGACAAACACAAGGGGUGUGAUCUGGAAGUCCGCAGAUGGAGCCCAGGGCAACUUCCGAAAUGAUGAGCAGAAGUCUGUGGCAGUAGAAGGGGAGCCCCAGGGCUACGACCGCACAGGCCUGGUUUCAAUCAUCAAGCACCAUCAGCCAGACAUCCUCAUUGGAGCAGUCGGCCGCGCGCCAAACUGCUUCACGAAGCAAGUGGUUGAGGCAAUGAUGAGUGUCCAAGCCAGCAAGCCACAUGACGGACUUCGACCUAUCAUCUUCGCGUUGUCCAACCCAAUGACGCAAGCUGAGAUCACUGCGGAGGAUUGCUAUACGUUCUCAGAGGGUAAGGCCAUCUUUGGGUCAGGCACCAAAUUCCCUCCUGUGAAUGUGAACGGCGAGAUGCGGGCCCCCGGGAUGGUCAACAACUUCUUCAUCUUUCCCGGCAUGUCCUUCGGCUGCAUGUGCUGCGAAGCCAGUACCAUCCCAGACAAGCUCUUCAUGGAAGCCGCGGAAGCAGUGGCCAAUUCCCUUGACAAGGUCGACAUCGAAGGUGAUUCUGUGAUGCCCAACACCGGCCGCAUCCGGGAGGUCGGCCACAAUGUGGCGGUCGCUGUGGUCAUCGCUGCUCAGAAAGCUGGCCUGGCCCAGAAGAAGCUCGGGAACACGGCCCAGGAAGUUUCUGAGCAGCUAACAGCAAUGAUGUGGGACCCCCAGCCGGACACCUUAGCAGGCUGCAGCUGCGCCCUUGCCUGA
Molecule: messenger RNA, 1809 nt
Organism: Effrenium voratum
Lineage: Eukaryota; Dinophyceae; Suessiales; Symbiodiniaceae
Source: the annotation of a GenBank genome assembly